UCAUUAGGAAGCGCCGGCGAAGGGGGGGAAAUGGCGGCGGUCACGCUCUGGGGAUGCCAGAAGUGCCUUCUGAAUAUAUGGCUGACCUCUGGGCGCUGUUCAGGAGCCCUGCGCUUUGCCCUCCUUCAGCCCCAAAGUAGAAGACCAGCUUUGCAGCUGCAUCAGUCUAGAUGCUCUUCCUCCGGGGGCCGGAAGGGCUUCAUCUCUGGCUUCGUGGAGAACAUCAAGGCAGAGCUGGCCAAAAACAAGGAGAUGAAGGAGAGUAUCCAGAAAUUCCGAGAUGAAGCCAAAAAGCUGGAGGAGUCCGAGGCCCUGCAGGAAGCUAGGCGGAAAUACAAAACCAUUGAAUCGGAGACAGUGAAGACCUCCGAAGUCCUGAAGAAAAAACUCGGGGAAAUCACAGGCACUGUUAAGGAGAGCCUGGAUGAGGUCAGCCGGAGCGACUUUGGCCGGAAGGUCAAGGAAGGAGUGGAGGAAGCGGCCAAGACAGCCAAGCAGUCAGCUCAGUCGGUUUCCAAAGGCAGUGAGAAGCUGGGACGAACGGCCGCCUUCAAGGCCCUUUCACAGGGCGUGGAGUCGGUGCGGAAGGAGCUGGACGAGACGGGGCCUUAUAGGCGGCCGGAACGGCUGCGGAAACGGACGGAAUUCGCUGGACAGAGGCUUAAAGAGGAGCGGAUCUUCGAAGCCAAUGAGGAGGCGCUGGGGGUGGUUCUGCACAAAGAUUCCAAGUGGCACCAGCAGUGGAAGGAGUUCAAGGACAACAAUGUGGUCUUCAACCGUUUCUUUGAAAUGAAAAUGAAGUACGAUGAGAGUGACAACGUGGUCAUCCGGGCCUCACGGGCUGUGACAGACAAAGUGACCGAUUUCAUAGGCGGGCUUUUCUCCAAGACAGAGAUGUCGGAGGUGCUGACGGAGAUCCUGCGCGUGGACCCGGCCUUCGACAAGGACCGCUUCCUGCGCCAGUGCCAGGAGGACAUCAUCCCAAACAUCCUGGAGGCGAUGAUCACAGGGGACCUGGACAUCCUCAAGGACUGGUGCUAUGAAGCGACCUACAGCCAGUUGGCACAUCCCAUCCAACAGGCCAAAGCGAUGGGACUCCAGUUCCAUUCCAGGAUCCUAGACAUUGACAACAUUGAUCUGGCCAUGGGCAAGAUGAUGGAGCAGGGUCCGGUGCUGAUCAUCACCUUCCAGGCCCAGCUGGUAAUGGAGGUCAAAAGUCAAAAGGGGGAGCUGGUCGAAGGAGACCCCGGUAAGGUGCUGCGGAUGCUGUAUGUCUGGGCCUUGUGCCGCGACCUGGAAGAGCCAGACCCUCUGGCUGCCUGGCGCCUGCUGGACAUCUCUGCCUCCAGCACAGAGCAGAUCCUAUGAGGGCAGUCAUCUUGGUUCUGUGGCGGGGGUGGCCAUCCUGGUUCCGUGGCGGGGGUGGCCAUCUUGGAGGCCCCUCCUAGGCGAGGACACGUUCCCCUCUCAAAGGCGGGGCUUGGGAAGGGGUGGGGCUCUUGGCCUCAAAGAGAAGGAGGAUUCCCAGCAGGCCUUGGGGCACAACACAGGAAGGACUGAAGGGAGUCAAUGAAUUAAAUCGAAUGGACCUGG
Anolis sagrei ordinatus is the source of this 1593-nucleotide messenger RNA. It is a transcript of the gene TIMM44, whose product is annotated as translocase of inner mitochondrial membrane 44. Gene Ontology annotation, biological process: protein import into mitochondrial matrix. NCBI's taxonomy places the organism in Eukaryota, Metazoa, Chordata, Lepidosauria, Squamata, Anolidae. Gene Ontology annotation, cellular component: mitochondrial inner membrane. The record is from RefSeq and is a predicted model, not a curated record. Gene Ontology annotation, molecular function: protein-folding chaperone binding.